AUGAUUAUAAUAGAGGAUAUUAAAGAACUCGAAGAUGUUAAUAAAAUAUCAAACGAAAAAGACGCAGCAGAUUCUUUGAUGGACCAAAAUUAUUUGAAAAAGUUGGUGAAUUGCAAAAUUUGUGAUAAGCAAAUGAAUAUUGCGAGUAGACGAUUGAAACGUAAAAGAGAUAACACAAAUGAAGAAAUAUAUACAUAUUAUGUGAGUUUAUUAAAAAACGCGAUGUCAUGAAAAUUAACAAUAAGUAUAAGAAAUUGAUUGAUGAUUUCAGUGGCGCUGUCGUAAAACUGAUGGAUCUGACUGUAGUUCAGGAAGUGUUAGAGAUGAAUCAUGGUUUUCGAACUUACAUGUCGAUAUCAAAACAAUAUUGAAAGUAUUUGUGUUGCACGGAAAAAGGUAUGGAAGUACUUUUUGAAUUAGAUAGAAAAAAUGUCAUUUUUUAAAUCUAUGUAUAUUGGAUAUUGAAAAAAAACUAAAAUGAACUUCAGAUACAAUAAGAAAAGUAUUUCAAAUCUUGUAAAAUUGAAUUACAAAACAGUUUUGGAAUAUACUAAUUUGCUACAAGAAAUCGCAUUGAGGUGAGAACAGAUCAAAAUGAAAUUAACAAUAAUAAAAUGUUUUUAAUAUAGAUAUAAUUUGAUGGAAGUCAAUAAAUUUAUUAUAAUAAUAGAGGAUAUUAAAGAAAUCGAAGAUGUUGAUAAACUAAAAAACGAAAAAGACGCAGUAGAUUCUUUGAUGGACAAAAAUUAUUUGAAAAAUGAAGUAUAUUGCAAAAUUUGUGAUAAGCAAAUGCUAAUUGCGUGUAGACGAUUGAAACAUGAAAUUGCAACAUGA
Molecule: messenger RNA, 834 nt
Organism: Caenorhabditis angaria
Lineage: Eukaryota; Metazoa; Nematoda; Chromadorea; Rhabditida; Rhabditidae
Source: the annotation of a GenBank genome assembly